Saccoglossus kowalevskii is the source of this 713-nucleotide messenger RNA. RefSeq names its product sialate:O-sulfotransferase 1-like. The record is from RefSeq and is a predicted model, not a curated record. NCBI's taxonomy places the organism in Eukaryota, Metazoa, Hemichordata, Enteropneusta, Harrimaniidae. Gene Ontology annotation, molecular function: sulfotransferase activity.
GUAUUAACCGGUUUUCGCACGGGGUAUUAUUGAUGAGAAAUCCAUACGACGCCUGUAUAUCGGAGUACAACAGGAAAACCACUGGACAGAAUCACACUGGUGUCGUUGACUGGAGUGCGGAUAUCACAAAUGAGAGAAAGUGGAUCAGAACUGUACAAAACAGGACCAGGGUAUGGAAAGACGUAGCAACUGCUUGGCUGGAACAUUAUCACCACCCCAUACACGUAUGCUAUUACGAAGAUUUAGUGAGUGACCCCAUCGGGGAAACAGAACGGAUAUUACAGUUUCUAAAUAUCACCGAACGACGAGUUGACUGUCUUAAAAGUAACCUAGAAGGGAAAUUUCACCGUAAAUCUGAAGUGGACAGAUCGCUGCAAUACGCGGCAUUUAAUGAGAAAAUGAGAAGAAAACUAGAUCGUGCUAUCGAAUCGAUAUCCAUCAUGCUUGUGUUGAGGGGGUGGAAACCCAUACCUAGAACCGAAUUAAAAUAUUUGAACAUAUAGUUGUAUACACGUGCAGGGUGGGAAGAUUGUUUUAGUUGUAAAAUGAUUGAUGAUUGGUUAUCACCUGAUUAUUUUGACGUCAUCAUUUACAAAAAAACAUUUGCUGAUGAAAGUUGCUCUGGCUGUAACAAAAUGGUCGGAUGUCGAAUUGUCAAAGAGGGCGGCCUUAUUGAAUUUAAUCUACUGAGUACUAGUAUAUACUAGCGGCGA